AUGUCGGGAAAGCCGCAGCGCCGGGCCCGCUUCGGCCGAACUCGGAGCCGCUCUGUGCGUUCGGCGCGGCUCAGCUCGCCUGUGGACUUUUUCCUAGCACGGCUUUUGUCGGGACAAGAGCCUCGGUGCCGCCGCGGCGCGCCACACGCUUUGCCGCCCCGCUCGCUCGCUCCUUUCCCUCCUGGUGGCGGCUCGGUCUCGCUGCCGCAGGCUGAGCCGAAACCCCGCCCGCAGCCCGGCUCUGAGGGGCCGGUGGAACCGGCGGCAGUGCCCGCGGAGCCGCGCCGGUGGCAGUGCCGGGAGCGGAGCGGCGGCGGUGAGCGGCCCGUUCGUGUCACUCCGCAGUGGCGGCGGCACCCGGAGCGCGGCGGGGCGGCGGCGGAGCUCGGAGGCGGCUCCAGCCCAGGGUGCCAUCAGCGCAGAUCUGAAGCUGUUCCCGAGGCCGAUCUCCCAAAGGCUUUGUCGGCACUCCUGAUGUCUCCGGAGCAAGGUGCUGAUGGUUCCAGACAGAGAGAUUCCGGCUAUGAGCAGGACGAGAGUGAAUUCUGCGCCAUUCCUGGAGCUGCAAAUGAGUCCCAGCAUCUCCAGGAGGGACCAGCAGCCGAGGUUGAACUCUUGCCUGGGGUGCAAGAAGUCACUUGGCAUCAGCAGGGGGAUGCCCCUUGUGAGCGUGCAGUGAGUGCAGAUGUGGAGAACGGAUUCUGCACCAGGGAUGGCAGUGUGAGGGAGCCCCUGGGUCCUCAGGGCACAUCAGCAACCAACAAUGAACACAAAAGGAACCUCAGAAGAUUGCUGGGUGAAUGGUUCAGGUCCCAUCCCGUGCUCAUGGAUGUUCUGAUUCUGCUGGUCCUCCUGGUGCUGGCUUUGGGGGUGGCCUUGGCUGUGCAGUCAGCAACACAGGUUCCAAUUACACCUGCGACUCUGCCAUCAUUUCUGGGCUGUCCCCCUGGCUGGGUUGGGUACAAUGGGGUCUGCUACUACUUCUCAAGGGAUUACAGCACCUGGGAGCAGGGUCAGGAACGGUGCUCCCAGCUCAAUGCCUCCCUGGCCAUUGCCAAGGAUGAGGAGGCCAUGGAUUUGCUCUUCCGCCUCCGCGGGAACGGCGAUUUCUGGCUCGGGCUGCGCAGACGGGGCGAGCGCCUGCAGUGGGAGGACGGCAGCAGCUACAGCUCCCGGGUUCCUGUCCUCGGCAAUUCCCAGUGUGUGUACCUGGCUGACGAAAAUAGAUUGAAGAGUGAGUUCUGCUCCAAUGAGCGGCCAUAUGUCUGCAGCAAGGCCCAAGCUCCCCUGUAACAGGGGCUGCAGAAAGGACCUUCUCCAUGCUGGGCAGUGCCAGCUUCACCCCCAGUGCCAAGACUGGGCUGGGGCUGCAAAGGAAAAGUCUCUGCAAUCCAUCCUGCUACCGAUGCUGCCUGGAGUGAGUGCACUGCCCUCAUGACACAACAAGCUCCAACGGGAAAUCCAAACCUGCCUGGCCUCUUGAAAAUCAUCACAAACUGGUCUGAAUGUGACACUUUUGGACUGUCUUUGGAAGAGGAGGAAGAACCGCUGACACGUGCUGAGCAGCAGUCUAUUGGCAUCAGGCACCUGACUGUGGAGAAUAGUCUGUUGUCUGUCUGUCUGCUGUGAAGGAUCUUAACUGUCCUCCUGUGGGAGGAAUCCCAGGCUGGAGCAGGACAAGGAUUUGUCUCUCGGAGGGAGAAGCAGUGACAGGAUGUGACUGUAACCCCCACCCCUCUGUGCCACUGUGUGGGGAGGAGGGAGGGAGGGAACUGGGGAGAAAGUGAAGCCCAGAAAGGAGAAAACAGUGUGGAGAAGAUGCAUUUUUAAGAUUUGGCGUACAUCUCAUUCCCUUGCUCUGAUUUGUUUGAGAAUAAAUUCAAUUAAAUUUAAUUUCCCAGUC
Messenger RNA from Serinus canaria (Common canary), 1903 nucleotides. Its product is annotated as killer cell lectin-like receptor subfamily G member 2. NCBI's taxonomy places the organism in Eukaryota, Metazoa, Chordata, Aves, Passeriformes, Fringillidae. The record is from RefSeq and is a predicted model, not a curated record. The transcript is spliced from 8 exons. Bases 1 to 1293 code for a protein of 430 amino acids.